This is a messenger RNA of Petromyzon marinus (sea lamprey), 3843 nucleotides long. NCBI's taxonomy places the organism in Eukaryota, Metazoa, Chordata, Hyperoartia, Petromyzontiformes, Petromyzontidae. The record is from RefSeq and is a predicted model, not a curated record.
CACCAGAGAACUCACACAGGAGAGAAACCCUUCAAGUGCAGUGUGUGUGGGAAGGAGUUUGCACAGUCAUCUGCUCUUAAAAAACACCAGAGAACACACACGGGAGAGAAACCCUUCAAGUGCAGUGUGUGUGGGAAGGCGUUUGCACUUUCAUCUAAUCUUGUAGCACACCAGAGAACACACACGGGAGAGAAACCCUUCAAGUGCAAUGUGUGUGGGAAGGCGUUUGCACGUUCAUCUACUCUUGUAAAACACCAGAGAACACACACGGGAGAGAAACCCUUCAGAUGCAGUGUGUGUGGGAAGGCGUUUGCACAUUCAUCUAUUCUUGUAGAACACCAGAGAACACACACGGGAGAGAAACCCUUCAAGUGCAGUGUGUGUGGGAAGGCGUUUGCACAGUCAUCUGCUCUUGUAACACACCAGAGAACACACACGGGAGAGAAACCCUUCAAGUGCAGUGUGUGUGGGAAGGCAUUUCCACAAUCAUCUGCUCUUAAAAAACACCAGAGAACACACACAGCAGAAAACCCCUUCAAGUGCACUCUGAGCUGGAAGGUGUUUUCAGAUUCAUAUAAUCUUGUAACACACCAGAGAACACACACGGGAGAGAACCCCUUCAAGUGCAGUGUGUGUGGGAAGGCGUUUGCACUUUCAUCUACUCUUGUAGCACACCAGAGAACACACACGACAGAGAACCCCUUCAGGUGCACUCCGUGCGGGAAGGAGUUUGCACUUUCACCAAAUCUUCAAAUACACCAGCGAACACACAAGCAUCAGAAGAUCCACAAGGAAACUCACACAGGAGAGAAACCCUUCAAGUGCAGUGUGUGUGGGAAGGCGUUUGCACAGUCAUCUACUCUUGUAAAACACCAGACAACACACACGGGAGAGAAACCCUUCAAGUGCAGUUUGUGUGGGAAGGCGUUUGCACUUUCAUCUACUCUUGUAAAACACCAGACAACACACACGGGAGAGAAACCCUUCAAGUGCAGUGUGUGUGGGAAGGAGUUUGCACAGUCAUCUGCUCUUAAAAAACACCAGAGAACACACACAGGAGAGAAACCCUUCAAGUGCAGUGUGUGUGGGAAGGCAUUUGCACUUUCAUCUACUCUUGUAAAACACCAGACAACACACACGGGAGAGAAACCCUUCAAGUGCAGUGUGUGUGGGAAGGCGUUUGCACAGUCAUCUACUCUUGUAACACACCAGAGAACACACACGGGAGAGAAACCCUUCAGGUGCAGUGUGUGUGGGAAGGCGUUUGCACGUUCAUCUACUCUUGUAGCGCACCAGAGAAGACACACUGGAGAGAAACCCUUCAAGUGCAGUGUGUGUGGGAAGGCAUUUUCAUAUUCAUCUGCUCUUGUGGCACACCAGAAAACACACACAGGAGAGAAACCUUUCAAGUGCAGUGUGUGUGGAAAGGCGUUUGCACAGUCAUCUGCUCUUGAAAGACACCAGAGAACACACACGGGAGAGAAACCCUUCAAGUGCAGUGUGUGUGGGAAGGCGUUUGCACAUUCAUCUGCUCUUGUAGCACACCAGAGAACACACACAGGAGAGAAACCCUUCAGGUGUACUCUGUGCGGGAUGGCCACGGAUCGUACUGCAAAUAUGAUCUUGCACCGGAGAACUCACACGGGAGAGAAACCCUUCAGUUGCAGUGUGUGUGGGAAGGCGUUUUCACAGUCAUCUGCUCUUGUAACACACCAGAGAACACACACGGGAGAGAAACUCUUCAAGUGCAGUGUGUGUGGGAAGGCGUUUGCACGGUCAUAUACUCUUGUAGCACACCAGAGAACACACACGGGAGAGAAACCCUUCAAGUGCAGUGUGUGUGGGAAGGCGUUUGCACAGUUAUCUUCUCUUAUAGUACACCAGAGAACACACACGGGAGAGAAACCCUUCAAGUGCACUGUGUGUAUGAAGGCAUUUGCACAGUCAUCUGCUCUUAUAACACACCAGAGAACACACACGGGAGAGAAACCCUUCAGGUGCACUGUGUGCGGGAAGGCGUUUUCAGAUUCAUGUCAUCUUGUAACACACCAGAGAACACACACAGGAGAUAAGCCCUUCAAGUGCAGUGUGUGUGCGAAGGCGUUUGCACUUUCAUCUACACUUGUAAUACACCAAAGAACACACACGGGAGAGAAACCCUGCAGGUGCAAUGUGUGUGGGAAGGCAUUUUCACAUCCAUAUACUCUUAUAAAACACCAGAGAACACACACAGCAGAUAACCCCUUCAAGUGCACUCUGUGCGGGAAGGUGUUUUCAGAUUCAUCUACUCUUGUAACACACCAGAGAACACACACGGGAGAGAAACCCUUUAAGUGCAGUUUGUGUGGGAAAGCGUUUGCACAUUCAUCUGCUCACGUAACACACCAGAGAACACACACGGGAGAGAAACCCUUUAAGUGCAGUGUGUGUGGGAAAGCGUUUGCAUAUUCAUCUGCUCGUGUAACACACCAGAGAACACACACGGGAGAGAAACCCUUUAAGUGCAGUGUGUGUGGCAAGGCGUUUGCACAGUUAUCUACUCUUGUAGUACACCAGAGAACACACACGGGAGAGAACCCCUUCAAGUGCACUCCGUGCGGGAUAGCCACAGAUCGUACUGAACAUUUUACACAGCACCAUAGAACUCACACAGGAGAGAAACCCUUCAAGUGCAGUGUUUGUGGGAAGGCGUUUGCACAGUCAUCUGCUCUGAAAAAACACCAGAGAACACACACAGGAGAGAAACCCUUCAAGUGCAGUGUGUGUGGGAAGGCGUUUGCAUGUUCAUCUGCUCUUGUAGAACACCAGAGAACACACACAGGAGAGAAACCCUUCAAGUGCAGUGUGUGUGGGAAGGCGUUUGCACAGUCAUCUCCUCUUGUGGCACACCAGAGAACACACACGGGAGAGAAACCCUUCAAGUGCAAUGUGUGUGGGAAAACGUUUGCACAAUCAUCUACUCUCGUAAAACACCAGAAAACACACACGGGAGAGAAACCCUUCAAGUGCAGUGUGUGUGGAAAGGCGUUUGCACGUUCAUAUACUCUUGUAGAACACCAGAGAACACACACGGGAGAGAAACCCUUCAAGUGCAGUGUAUGUGGAAAGGCGUUUUUACUUUCAUCUCCUCUUGUAGCACACCAGAGAACACACACAGGAGAGAAACCCUUCAAGUGCAGUGAGUGUGGGAAGGCGUUUUCACAGUCGUCUACUCUUUUAGCACACCAGAGAACACACACGGGAGAGAAACCCUUCAGGUGCAGUAUGUGUGGAAAAGCGUUUGCGCUGUCAUAUACUCUUGUAGAACACCAGAGAACACACACGGGAGAGAAACCCUUCAAGUGCAGUGUGUGUGGGAAGGCGUUUGCACGUUCAUCUACUCUUGUAAUACACCAGAGAACACAUACGGGAGAUAAACCCUUCAGAUGCAGUGUGUGUGGGAAGGCGUUUAAACAUUCAUCUGCUCUUGUAGUACACCAGAGAACACACACGGGAGAGAAACCCUUCAGGUGCACUCUGUGCGGGAAGGCUUUUGCACAGUCACCACAUCUUCAAAUACACCAGAGAACACACACGGGAGAGAAACCCUUCAAGUGCAGUGUGUGUGGGAAGGCGUUUGCACAGUCAUCUACUCUUGUAGCACACCAGAGAACACACACAGGAGAGAAACCCUUCAAGUGCACUCUGUGCAGGAAGGCGUUUUCAAAUUCAUCUACUCUUGUAACACACCAGAGAACACACACGGGAGAGAAACCCUUCAAGUGCACUCUGUGCGGGAAGUAUGCUCAUCUCUGGGACGCCAUCGAUGCCAAAGGAGUUGCAAACGGUCACAAUGUGGGCUGA